AAGAUGGAAAGGCGAGGUUAGAAUAUGGACACAUAAUAAUCAAUUUUUUUGCCCGUGGUGUCCUGUGGAGGGUGCUCUGGGAGUAUGGUGUCCGGGGAGCCUUACUGAGGGCUGGAACUGGACAGGAAGUUAGACCUGUUCCUGGUGCAUGUUGGACUCAGGCAGGGCUGUCCUUUAUCACCGGUUCUGUUCAGUUUUUAUGGAGAGAAUUUCUAGGCACAGUCAGGGGCCGGAGGGGGUCUGGUUUGGGGACCACAAGAUUUCUGAUCUGAUUUCAUCUCUGCUCUGUGCAGGUGAUAUUGUUCUGUUGGAUUAAUCGUGGUGGGACAUCCAGCUUGUAUUGGAGCGGUUUGCUGCCAGGUGUGAAGCAGCUGGGAUGAGGGUCAGCACCGCUAAGUCUGAAGCCAUGGCUCUUGACCGGAGAAAGGUAGUUUGCCUUCUCUCGGUGGGUGGAGUGUACCUGCCUCAGGUGGAGGAGUUUAAAUAUCUUGGGGUCUUGGUCAGGAGUAAGAGAAGAUCGGAGUGUAAGAUUGACAGGUGGAUUACCGUUACGCGGUCACUGCACCGGCCCAUUGUGGUGAAAAGAGAGCUGAGCCAGACUGCAAAACUCUCAAUUUAUUGGUCGAUCUUCGUCCCAGUACUCACCUAUGGUCAUGAGCUCUGGGUCAUGACCGAAGGAACUAGAUCCUGACUACAAGCGGCUGAAAUUAGCUUCCUCCAGAGAUAGGGUGAGAACCUUGGUCACCCGGAGAGAGCUCAGAGUAAAGCUGCUUCACCACAUCGAGAGGAGCCAGUUGAGGUGGCAUGGGCAUUUGUUCUGAAUGCUUCCUGGAUGCCUCCCUGGGGAGGUGUUCUAGGCAUGUCCCACUGGGUGGGGGAAGACCCAGGACACGCUGGAGAGACUACGUGUCUUGGCUAGCCUGGGAACACCUCAGGGUCCCCCCAGAAGAGCUGGAGGAAGUGGGAGGGGAGAGGGAAGUCUUCAGCAAAUAUCCAGUCACUAAUGAUAAGCUAAUUCUUCUUCCUGGUAUGUCCCCUGUCCCGACCUGGAGAGUAUCCUUCCUUCAUGUAGACUUCCCUGAGGUUUCUUCUUUUUUUUUUUUUUUUCUUAGAAUCGUUUUUUUUUGUUUGUUUGUUUUUCCUCACCCAGACUGAUGCUCUAAGAUCAGGAAAACACAAUUUAAGUUUAGUCUUUUUUAGUUUAGUUCAGCAACCAGCUAUUGUUUAUAUUUUAUGACUAACUUUCUGCUUUUGUACAAUUACCGCUAUGAAGCCUAUGAAACAAUUGUUUAGUGGUAUUGGGCUAUAGAAAUAAAACUGAAUUGAAGUGACCUACUGCUUUGUAUGCAAUGAAAAUAACAAAGAAUAUUGUUCCUAACUUUUUGGACACUGAUUCUUGUCUAUGGAAAGAAGUGUAAAGCAAUCUUGGAAGUCCUGGAGUUUCCAAAAUAUUACAACUUCACUGCUAAAGAGAGAGGCAUUGAAAUGACUUGAACCGGAAGUUUAGCAAGUGGAAGGUACGGUUUAACUUUACAUACAUAUAUAGUACAUUUAAAAAUACAUAAUUAAUUCUCUUCUUUUCCUUUCGGCUUUUUAUGAUAAAGUGAUAUUCAUGUUGACAAUUAUUUGUUUAUUUUAAAAAUCGCCAAUUUCAGCUCUUUCACCUACACAAAUGUUAUAGUUGAGUGGUUAUCUAUUAGAACUUAUUUUUCUUAAAUUCCUUAUUGUCUAAAGGUCAAAAAUCUUGAGCCCCUACCCCUCAAAAAUCCUGUGGACAUCCCUGUCCAAAUGCAUAUGCGACUGGAUAAAAUUAACAUGAAACUGCCAGAAGGUUGUACCCACAUGACUAAAUGUUGUGGACGUUGCACUAACUGUUGUGAGAAGUUUAAUUCUGUUUUGAGGAGUGCACCAAAACACUUAAGAAAAAAAAAAACAAAUGUAAAAUUACACAAUUAGAAGCAUGGAAUUACCACAAACUUGGAGUUUCUGACUGUUCUGUCGUGUUUUUUUUUCUUUGCAUUUAUUUUACUUUCAGUUUGAGGCUUUUUGUAAAAUUUUUGCUUUCGCUUUUGUGGACGAGGUGGAUCUAACGUACCACAUCACAUGCUCUUCAGUUCUUUGGCACGCAGCUUUCAACAAAGACAAAGGCCCAGCCUCACCCGGACUCUGCCUCCUGCGGCCACAACUACUAACUUGAGUUCAAGACCCCUGAUUUAAUUCAAGUUAGAAAUACUGGGUUUGGCAUUGACACAGACUGAAACAAAAUCCGCAUUUUUCACUUGACCGGUAUCAAACAAGAUGAACUCCAAGAUGAACUCCCAGCUCACCAAGAAACAGCAGAAAGCAAUCUGUUCUCAGCUGGGAAAUGUCAAACUGAAGUUGCUCUACAAAGCCAGCAUCCAUGGUUUCACUGGAGCAGCUUUCCACCAACACUGUGACAACAAGUCACCCACUCUGUCUGUGGGUUACAGCACCACUGGACGUGUGUUUGGAGGAUACACCAGACAACCGUUCAGUCAGUCUAGACAGUUUGUAAAUGAUGGUCAGGCCUUUGUGUUCUUCUUCAGUGGAGAAACGCUCAACAAAUAUCCAGUCACCAAUGCUUCACGCGCAGUGAAAAUGGUCAGGGAUAGUGGUCCUAACUUUGGGGACACACUGAUUCUUGUCUAUGAAAACACCCCAAAAGUGUACAGCAAUCCUGGAAGUUUUUUAGCUUUUCUUUUUAGAAAAUCUUACAACUUCACUGCGGAAAAGAUGAAUGACAAUGACUUGAACCUGACUGAAUGUGAAGUUUACCAGGUGGAAGAACGGUAUGAAAAUCCAUGGAGGACAGUGACUUGGACGCCUGAGGAAAAGGAGGAGUUGAUGGAGAAAAUUAAAUCCUACAAACAUCUAAAAAGCUCCUCGUUCAAUGCUCGGGUUUUACUUGUUGGACCAAUUGGAGCUGGAAAGACCAGUUUCUUCAAUUCUUUCAAGUCUGUUUUUAGAGGUUAUGUCACAAACCAGGGCAUGGCUGGAAAUCUAUCCGACAAAAGCCUGACAACACAGUUUUGGAGCUUUACUGUGCAGCUUGAACCUGAAGGCAAACCUCUGCCACUCGUCAUUUGUGAUACCAUGGGACUGGAGGCAGACGAGGGGGCAGGGAUUCAUAUUGAUGAUAUCCCUAACCUCAUCAAUGGUCAUAUACCUGAAGGUUAUCAGUUCAACCCCUCUGUUCCUCUGAAACCUGAGGCUCAAGGUUUCUGCAAGAAUCCAGAACUCAAAGACAAGAUCCACUGUGUGGCUUAUGUCUUAGAUGCCAGCACGAUCUCCAUCAUGCCCCAAAAUAUGGAGAGGAAACUGAAAGCUAUCCGCAAGAUGGUCAUCUCGUCACGGGUCCAACAGCUGGUGUUGCUCACUAAGAUAGAUGAAGCCUGCCCUCUGGUGAAAGAAGAUAUCACAAAUGUCUACAAGAGCAUAUACAUCAAAGAACUAAUGCAGGAGGCUUCCACUCGGGUCGGUGUACCUUUGUCCUGCGUUGUUCCAGUGAAAAACUACAAUGAGAAGGUGGAAUUGGACAUGAACAUUGACAUCCUGUUUCUCAGUGCGAUCGUUCAGAUACUUCGCCUUCUGAAUGACUUCUUUGAUGAGCCCAGAGGCUGAAUGACUGAAUUACUGCUAUCUUCCUCUUAGCCUUUUCGCUGUUCCCAUCAGAGAUCACUACAGCAAAUCAUGUCUCCAUCUGAUCCUAUCCUCUUCAGGCUCUUCACUCAUAGCAACAAUCCUUAUGUCCUUCCUAUAUGUACAGUCAUGUAUCUUCUUUUUGGCUUUCCUCUUCACUUUGAAUGUAAUUCUUGUGUCAGAAAUUAUUUUCACAGCUGAAUGAGUUUAAAUAUUUGGGUAUUGUAUUUUUAGGGUUGAGUGUAAGAUUGAUCAAUACAUCAUUGUGAUGUCUGCAGUAAAAUAUACUAUUCCAGAUUGUCAUUUAAUAAAGCUUUGUUUUGUUAAAGUUGCUUUUACUUGAUCUAGUAUAUUGAAUUCAUAAUACAACAUUACAAGCUCUACUGCCCGGAGUCACUGAAUUCUAUUCAUUUACUCUCAGUUUUGUGAAAGAAAACAGUAAGUUUGACACAAGAUAAAGCCAGAAUUCUAGAGGACUCCAUGAUUCCUUCUGCUGAGGAUCUUCAUGGAGAUGCAGAUUUCAUCUUCCAGCAGGACCUGGGCCCUGCCCACAUUAUCAAAGUAUUGAAGAUAGACAAAUACUUGAAAUGUAUUAAACAGUGGGCCCUGAAUCAAUACAAUAUGUGUAUAUUUUUA
Messenger RNA from Oryzias melastigma (Indian medaka), 4296 nucleotides. Its product is annotated as interferon-induced protein 44-like. The transcript is spliced from 9 exons. The record is from RefSeq and is a predicted model, not a curated record. Bases 2299 to 3642 code for a protein of 447 amino acids. Lineage: Eukaryota; Metazoa; Chordata; Actinopteri; Beloniformes; Adrianichthyidae.